This is a messenger RNA of Otolemur garnettii (small-eared galago), 10397 nucleotides long. It is a transcript of the gene NOTCH2, whose product is annotated as notch 2. The record is from RefSeq and is a predicted model, not a curated record. Gene Ontology annotation, molecular function: protein binding; calcium ion binding; signaling receptor activity. Lineage: Eukaryota; Metazoa; Chordata; Mammalia; Primates; Galagidae. Gene Ontology annotation, biological process: establishment or maintenance of epithelial cell apical/basal polarity; cellular response to tumor cell; regulation of developmental process. Bases 361 to 7776 code for a protein of 2471 amino acids. Gene Ontology annotation, cellular component: signaling receptor complex; plasma membrane. The transcript has 34 exons.
GGCGCUUCUUCCUGCGGGAAACCCCUGGGUGCCCAAGGCGGCGCGGCCGCGGCGACAGAGGGGCGGGGCUUGCGGUGGGAGGAGGCGGCCGAGGCGGAAGGACACAUGAGGCUGCUUCGUUGCACACCCAAGAAAGUUUCAGCCCAGCUUCGGGCGGAGGCUGAGGCGGUGGCCGACUGAGCGGCGGAGUCGGGGUGCGAGACGUGGAGGCUCUUACGCCUGGGCUUUGGGAGAGUCGCGCCAGGCUGUGAGCCGCAGAGGCAGGAGGAAGGGAGGCGAAAGUGGGGCUCCUCUGUCGGGACCCCCUCCCCAUGUGGAUCUGCCCAGGCAGCGGCGGCGGCGGAGGAGGCGACCGAGAAGAUGCCCGCCCUGCGCCCCGCGCCGCUGUGGGCGCUGCUGGCGCUCUGGCUGUGCCGCGUGGCCCCCGCGCGCGCACUGCAGUGUCGGGAUGUCUAUGAACCCUGUGUAAAUAAAGGAAUGUGUGUCACCUACCACAAUGGCACAGGAUACUGCAAAUGUCCUGAGGGCUUCUUGGGAGAGUACUGUCAACAUCGAGACCCCUGUAAGAAGAACCGCUGCCAGAAUGGUGGGACCUGUGUGGCCCAGGCCAUGUUGGGGAAAGCCACAUGCCGAUGUGCCCCAGGGUUCACGGGAGAGGACUGCCAGUAUUCGACCUCUCACCCCUGCUUUGUGUCUCACCCCUGCCUGAAUGGAGGCACCUGCCAUAUGCUCAGCCGGGAUACCUAUGAGUGCACCUGCCAAGUCGGUUUCACAGGUAAGCUGUGCCAGUGGACUGACGCCUGCCUGUCUCAUCCCUGUGCAAAUGGAAGCACCUGUACCACUGUGGCCAACCAGUUCUCUUGCAGAUGCCUUGCAGGCUUCACAGGGCAGAAGUGUGAAACCGAUAUCAAUGAGUGUGACAUUCCAGGACACUGCCAGCACGGUGGCACCUGCCUCAACCUGCCUGGUUCCUACCAGUGCCAGUGCCCACAGGGAUUCACAGGCCAACAUUGUGACAGUGUCUAUGUCCCCUGUGCACCCUCCCCCUGUGUCAAUGGAGGCACUUGCCGGCAGACAGGUGACUUCACUUUUGAAUGCAACUGCCUUCCAGGUUUUGAAGGGAGCACCUGUGAGCGGAAUAUUGAUGACUGCCCUAACCACAAGUGUCAGAAUGGAGGGGUUUGUGUGGAUGGGGUCAACACUUACAACUGCCGCUGCCCCCCUCAGUGGACAGGACAGUUCUGCACAGAGGAUGUGGAUGAGUGCCUGUUGCAACCCAACGCCUGUCAGAAUGGGGGCACCUGUACCAACCGCAAUGGAGGCUAUGGCUGUGUGUGUGUAAACGGCUGGAGUGGAGAGGACUGUAGCGAGAACAUCGACGACUGUGCCUUCGCCUCCUGCACUCCCGGCUCCACCUGCAUUGACCGUGUGGCCUCUUUCUCUUGCAUGUGCCCAGAGGGGAAAGCAGGUCUCCUGUGCCAUCUGGAUGAUGCAUGCAUCAGCAAUCCUUGCCACAAGGGGGCACUGUGUGAUACCAACCCCCUGAAUGGGCAGUAUAUUUGCACUUGCCCUCAAGGAUACAAAGGGGCUGACUGCACGGAAGAUGUAGAUGAGUGUGCCAUGGCCAAUAGCAACCCUUGUGAGCAUGCAGGAAAAUGUGUGAAUACGGAUGGCGCCUUCCACUGUGAGUGUCUAAAGGGUUAUGCAGGGCCUCGUUGUGAGAUGGACAUCAACGAGUGCCAUUCAGACCCCUGCCAGAACGAUGCCACCUGCCUGGAUAAGAUCGGAGGCUUCACAUGUCUGUGCAUGCCAGGUUUCAAAGGUGUGCAUUGUGAAUUGGAGAUAAAUGAAUGUCAGAGCAACCCUUGUGUGAACAAUGGACAGUGUGUGGAUAAAGUCAAUCGCUUCCAGUGUCUGUGUCCACCUGGUUUUACUGGGCCAGUUUGCCAGAUUGAUAUUGAUGACUGUUCCAGUACUCCAUGCCUGAAUGGGGCAAAGUGUAUUGAUCACCCUAAUGGCUAUGAAUGCCAAUGUGCCACAGGUUUCACUGGUGUGCUGUGUGAGGAGAAUAUCAACAACUGCGACCCCGAUCCUUGCCACCACGGCCAGUGCCAGGAUGGUAUUGAUUCCUACACCUGCAUCUGCAAUCCUGGAUACAUAGGUGCCAUCUGCAGUGACCAGAUUGAUGAGUGCCAUAGCAGCCCUUGCUUGAAUGAUGGGCGCUGCAUCGACCUGGUGAAUGGCUACCAGUGCAACUGCCAGCCGGGCACAUCAGGGGUUCACUGUGAAAUUAACUUUGAUGACUGCGCAAGUGCCCCUUGUGUCCAUGGUGUCUGUAUGGACGGCAUCAGUCGUUACACCUGUGUCUGCUCACCCGGCUUCACAGGGCAGAGAUGUAACAUUGACAUUGACGAGUGUGCCUCUAAUCCCUGUCGCAAGGGUGCCACGUGUAUCAAUGAUGUGAACGGUUUCCGCUGUGUGUGCCCUGAGGGGCCCCAUCACCCCAGCUGCUACUCGCAGGUGAACGAGUGCCUCAGCAAUCCCUGCAUCCAUGGAAACUGUACUGGAGGCCUCAGUGGAUAUAAGUGCCUCUGUGAUGCAGGCUGGGUUGGCAUCAACUGUGACAUGGACAAAGAUGAGUGUCUUUCUAACCCAUGCCAGAAUGGAGGAAUUUGUGACAAUCUGGUGAAUGGAUACAGGUGUACUUGCAAGAAAGGCUUUAAAGGCUAUAACUGCCAGGUGAAUAUUGAUGAGUGUGCUUCAAAUCCCUGCCUGAACCAAGGAACUUGCGUUGAUGACAUAAGUGGCUAUACUUGCCAGUGUGUGCUGCCAUACACAGGAAAGAAUUGUCAGACUGUAUUGGCUCCUUGUUCCCCAAACCCUUGUGAGAACGCUGCUGUUUGCAAAGAGGCACCAAAUUUUGAGAGUUACAGCUGUCUGUGUGCUCCCGGCUGGCAAGGUCAGCGAUGCACAAUUGACAUUGAUGAGUGCGUCUCCAAGCCCUGCAUGAACCACGGUCUCUGCCAUAACACCCAGGGCAGCUACAUGUGUGAAUGCCCUCCAGGCUUCAGUGGUGUGGACUGCGAAGAGGACAUCGAUGACUGCCUUGCCAAUCCUUGCCAGAAUGGAGGUUCCUGUGUGGAUGGAGUGAAUACUUUUUCCUGUCUCUGCCUCCCGGGCUUCACUGGAGAUAAGUGCCAGACAGACAUGAAUGAGUGUCUGAGUGAACCCUGUAAGAAUGGAGGGACCUGCUCUGACUAUGUCAACAGUUACACUUGCAAGUGCCAAGCAGGAUUUGAUGGAGUCCACUGUGAGAACAACAUUGAUGAAUGCACGGAGAGCUCCUGUUUCAAUGGUGGCACAUGUGUCGAUGGAAUUAAUUCCUUCUCUUGUUUGUGCCCUGUGGGUUUCACUGGUCCCUUCUGCCUCCAUGAGAUCAAUGAAUGUAACUCUCAUCCGUGCCUGAAUGAGGGAACCUGUGUUGAUGGCCUGGGUACCUACCACUGCACCUGUCCCUUGGGCUACACUGGGAAAAACUGUCAGACCCUGGUGAACCUCUGCAGUCGGUCUCCAUGUAAAAACAAAGGCACUUGCAUUCAGGAAAAAGCAGAGUCUCGUUGUCUGUGUCCAUCCGGAUGGGCUGGUGCUUACUGUGAUGUGCCCAAUGUCUCCUGUGAGGUGGCAGCCUCCCGCAGAGGUGUACCUGUUGACCGUCUGUGCCAGCACUCAGGCGUCUGUAUCAGUGCUGGCAGCACACACCACUGCCAAUGCCCUCUGGGCUACACUGGGAGCUACUGCGAGGAGCAGCUGGAUGAGUGUGUGUCCAACCCCUGCCAGCAUGGGGCCACCUGCAGUGACUUCAUUGGUGGAUACAGAUGUGAGUGUGUCCCAGGAUAUCAGGGUGUCAACUGCGAGUAUGAAGUAGAUGAGUGCCAGAAUCAGCCUUGCCAGAAUGGAGGCACCUGUAUUGACCUCGUGAACCAUUUCAAGUGCUCCUGCCCACCAGGCACUCGGGGCCUACUUUGUGAAGAGAAUGUUGAUGACUGUGCUGGAGGCCCCCAUUGCCUUAAUGGUGGUCAGUGUGUGGACAGGAUUGGGGGCUACAGUUGUCACUGCCUGCCUGGCUUUGCUGGGGAACGGUGUGAGGGGGAUAUCAACGAGUGCCUUUCUAGCCCCUGCAGCUCGGAGGGCAGCCUGGACUGUGUGCAGCUCACCAAUGACUACCUGUGUGUCUGCCGCAGCACCUUCACUGGUCGUCACUGUGAAACCUUCGUGGAUGUGUGUCCCCAGAUGCCUUGCUUGAAUGGAGGAACUUGUGCUGUGGCCAGCAAUGUGCCUGAUGGCUUCAUUUGCCGCUGUCCUCCAGGAUUCUCGGGGGCAAGAUGCCAGAGCAGCUGUGGACACGUGAAGUGCAGGCGAGGGGAGCAGUGUGUACACACUGCCUCAGGACCCCGCUGCUUCUGCCCUGAUCCCCGGGACUGUGAAUCUGGCUGUGCCAGUGGCCCCUGCCAACAUGGGGGCAGCUGCUACCCUCAGCGCCAGCCUCCUUACUACUCCUGCCAGUGCCCACCACCAUUCUGGGGCAGCCGCUGUGAGCUCUACAUGGCUCCCACCAGCACCCCUCCAGCCACCUGUCUGAGCCAGUAUUGUGCUGACAAAGCCCGGGAUGGUGUCUGUGAUGAGGCCUGCAACAGCCAUGCCUGCCAGUGGGAUGGGGGUGACUGCUCCCUCACCAUGGAAGACCCCUGGGCCAACUGCUCCUCCCCUCUUCCCUGCUGGGAUUAUAUCAACAACCAGUGCGAUGAGCUGUGCAACACAGCUGAGUGCCUAUUUGACAACUUUGAAUGCCAGGGGAACAGCAAGACAUGCAAGUAUGACAAAUACUGUGCAGACCACUUCAAAGACAACCACUGUGACCAGGGGUGCAACAGCGAGGAGUGUGGCUGGGACGGGCUGGACUGUGCUGCUGACUGGCCUGAGAACCUGGCAGAGGGGACCCUGGUCAUUGUGGUGCUGAUGCCCCCUGAGCAACUGCUCCAGGAUGCUCGCAGCUUCUUGCGGGCAUUGGGCACCCUGCUGCACACAAACCUCCGCAUCAAGCGGGACUCCCAGGGGGAGCUCAUGGUGUAUCCCUAUUAUGGUGAGAAGUCAGCUGCCAUGAAGAAGCACAGGAUGACACGCAGGUCCCUUCCUGGGGAGCAAGAACAGGAGGUGGCUGGCUCUAAAGUCUUUCUGGAAAUUGACAACCGCCAAUGUGUUCAAGACUCAGACCAGUGCUUCAAGAACACAGAUGCUGCAGCAGCUCUGCUGGCUUCUCAUGCCAUCCAGGGGACUCUGUCAUACCCUCUUGUGUCUGUCGUCAGUGAAUCCUGGACUCCAAAACCCACUCAGCUCCUCUACCUACUUGCCGUUGCUGUUGUCAUUAUCCUAUUUAUUAUUCUUCUGGGGGUGAUCAUGGCAAAACGCAAACGUAAGCAUGGCUCUCUCUGGCUGCCUGAGGGCUUCACCCUUCGCCGAGAUGCGAGCAACCACAAACGUCGUGAGCCAGUGGGACAGGAUGCUGUGGGACUGAAAAAUCUCUCAGUGCAAGUUUCAGAGGCUAACCUGAUUGGUUCUGGAACAAGUGAACAUUGGGUUGAUGAUGAAGGGCCCCAGCCAAAGAAAGUCAAGGCUGAAGAUGAGGCCUUGCUGUCAGAAGAAGAUGACCAUGUCGAUCGACGCCCGUGGACACAGCAGCACCUGGAAGCUGCAGACAUCCGAAGGACACCAUCAUUGGCCCUGACUCCUCCUCAGGCAGAGCAGGACGUGGAUGUGCUGGACGUAAACGUCCGGGGCCCUGAUGGGUGCACACCCUUGAUGUUGGCUUCUCUCCGAGGAGGCAGCUCAGAUGUGAGUGAUGAAGAUGAAGACGCCGAGGACUCCUCUGCCAAUAUCAUCACAGACUUGGUCUACCAAGGUGCCAGCCUCCAGGCCCAGACAGACCGGACUGGAGAGAUGGCCCUUCACCUGGCAGCACGGUACUCACGGGCUGAUGCUGCCAAGCGCCUUCUGGAUGCAGGUGCGGAUGCCAAUGCUCAGGACAACAUGGGCCGCUGCCCUCUCCAUGCUGCGGUGGCCGCUGACGCCCAGGGUGUCUUCCAGAUUCUGAUUCGCAACCGAGUAACUGAUCUAGAUGCCAGAAUGAAUGAUGGCACUACGCCCCUCAUCCUGGCUGCCCGCCUGGCUGUGGAAGGAAUGGUGGCAGAACUGAUCAACUGCCAGGCAGAUGUGAAUGCAGUAGAUGACCAUGGAAAGUCUGCUCUUCACUGGGCAGCUGCUGUCAAUAAUGUGGAGGCAACUCUUCUGCUGUUGAAAAAUGGGGCCAACAGAGACAUGCAGGACAACAAGGAAGAGACACCCCUGUUCCUUGCUGCCCGGGAGGGGAGCUAUGAAGCAGCUAAGGUCUUGUUAGACCAUUUUGCCAAUCGAGACAUCACCGAUCACAUGGACCGCCUUCCCCGGGACGUGGCUCGGGACCGCAUGCACCAUGACAUCGUGCGCCUCCUGGAUGAGUACAACGUGACACCGAGCCCUCCAGGCACGGUGCUAACUUCUGCCCUCUCGCCCGUCAUCUGUGGGCCCAACAGGUCUUUCCUCAGUCUGAAGCACACCCCAGUGGGCAAGAAGCCUAGACGGCCCAACACCAAGAGCACCAUGCCCACUAGCCUCCCUAACCUCGCCAAGGAAGCCAAGGAGGCCAAGGGCAAUAGGAGGAAGAAGUCUCUGAGUGAGAAGGUCCAGCUCUCCGAGAGCUCUGUGACGUUAUCCCCUGUUGACUCUCUUGAGUCUCCUCAUACAUACGUUUCUGAUGCAACAUCUUCUCCAAUGAUUACAUCCCCUGGAAUCUUGCAGGCCUCACCCAACCCUAUGCUGGCUGCUGCCGCCCCUGCUGCCCCUGUCCACACACAGCAUGCACUAUCUUUCUCUAACCUUCAUGAAAUGCAGCCUCUGGCUCAUGGGGCUGGCACAGUGCUUCCCUCAGUGAGCCAGUUGCUAUCCCACCACCAUAUUGUUCCCCCAGGCAGUGGAAGUGCUGGGAGCCUGGGUAGGCUUCAUCCAGUUGCAGUCCCGGCAGACUGGAUGAACCGUGUGGAGGUAAACGAGACCCAGUACAAUGAGAUGUUUGGGAUGGUCCUGGCUUCAGCUGAGGGUGCCCACCCUGGCAUGGCUCCCCAGAGCAGGCCGCCUGAAGGGAAGCACAUGGCUGCCCCCCGGGAGCCCCUGCCCCCUAUUGUGACUUUCCAGCUCAUCCCCAAAGGCAGUAUCACCCAACCAGCGGGGGCUCCCCAGCCUCAGUCCAACUGCCCUGCAGCUGUUGCGGGCCCCCUGCCCACCAUGUACCAGAUCCCAGAAAUGGCCCGUUUGCCCAGUGUGGCUUUCCCCACUGCCAUGAUGCCCCAGCAGGACGAGCAGGUAGCUCAGACCAUCCUCCCAGCCUAUCACCCUUUCCCGGCCUCAGUGGGCAAGUACCCCACACCCCCUUCACAGCACAGUUAUGUUUCCUCAAAUGCUGCUGAGCGAACGCCCAGUAACAGCGGUCACCUCCAGGGUGAACAUCCCUAUCUGACCCCAUCCCCAGAGUCCCCUGACCAGUGGUCAAGUUCAUCUCCCCAUUCUGCUUCUGACUGGUCAGAUGUGACCACCAGCCCUACUCCUGGGGGUGCUGGAGGAGGUCAGCGAGGCCCUGGGACACACAUGUCUGAGCCACCGCACAGUAGCAUGCAGGUGUACGCGUGAAGGCGCCUCCAGCACAGGGACACAGCCUGUGGUGAGUGCUGCUGAGGAGCAAUGAAGGUCAUCCGGGAGAGCAAUGAAGAAAUCUCUGGAAUCAGCUUCUGGAGGCAAGAGAGAGAAGAUGUUCAUAUUUUUCAGAUAAUUCAAGAGGGGACAUGGCUCCUAAUCUCUUCCUCAUCAAGCUAAGUUCAUAGAAGUACAAGAUGAAACAAGCUUUGGGUUACGUUUACUUUUUAGUAUUUGGAGAACAAGAUGGAUGCCUGUUGUAGCCCAGAUAUUCUUGCAUCUUGGAUUUCAUAUUAAGCCAUGGAGGCUUCUGCCAUAUUGAUGAGAAGAUGCUGUACUAGAGUCCUGUUGGGAAUUGUGCGCUGGAAUUCCCUUAGUUGACUUACCUUCUCAUCUUUGGAAAUUGCUUCAUUUUCAUUUGGUGCUUCAUUCUCGCACCUCUCUGUGAUUGUAGCCCUACCAGCUGUUACAGGGCAAGACCUCUGUGCUUUGAAUCAUUCCUGCCCUGGAAAGCAACUUAAGCAACUUCAGCCCCCUUUUCUCCUCCUGUUUUCCCAACCUCCCUCGGAGUCUCACAAAGUUUACUUUGGUUAUGGUUCUCAGCAUAAACCUUUCAAGUAUGUUUCUUUGGAAAAUGGACAUAUUGUAUUGUGUUCUUCUACGUAUAUCAUUCCUAGAGAGAGAUGGGGAGCAAAAUAUUUUUGUCCAAACCAGUUUGGGGGGCAGAAGAACCCUUCAAGAAGCUGCACCUUAAUUUCUGUUGUCUACAUGCAGGUCUUCAGAUAAACUUUGGCAGGAAGGAUGUGAGUCAGUUGUUUUUCCCUUUGUGGGCCUAGAGAUUUUGUCCUUGGUAGCCUAGUUACUAUGACCCUCUUCUUUUUUAAGCCAGAAAAAAGGGUUGGAAUUUUGGAAUGACCAAGAUACAAGCUAAGUGGCACAGGGAGCAGUCACCCACCACAGGUCCUUCUGCUUACUGCCAAGCACGCCCCUGACUGCUUGUUGAAACAUGCUUGUCCCAGAUCGUAGAGCCCGAGGCCUGUUUCACUCACUCAUCCAGCAGAUGAAAGUACUCUUAGCUUUUGAGCUUUUCUUUCCAUCUCCACAGAAGACAAAGUCUUAGAUGAUUCACCUUUGCUGUUUAGGACUGCACUUUCCUUAGCCCAAGAGACCCAGGGACAGUCAUCUUCCUUUCAUUGGUGAUCACAGUCUGUGCGUCUGAUUCCCUUUUGGAUCACAGGUAUGUUCACCAGUCUGCCCUCCACACCGUGUAGUCUGAGUUGCAGGUGCACCCAGUAGGUUCUCGCUGAAGAACCUACUUCAGGUUUUCUUUGUGUAAGUGGAGGAAAUGGGAAGCUGUGCUAGUUUCCUAGGUCCAAGACAGCCCUGUAAGGGAGGAAAAGAAAGAACUGUGAAGUAGGCUUUACUGUUUUUUGCUACCAUUUUUUCCUCUGAAAUUCCCUUUGACAAGUAACUUAAAAACUUAAACAGGAACAUUGUCCUUUCCUAGAGUCAUCUUCUAAAUGACGAAUGGGCAGCCACAGCCUUGCUCAUCACCGUCAUCCUCACGUUCAGACUGGGAUUGCACCUCCCUGGAGCCUGUUCUCUGCAUUUUGGUCUUGGCAGCUGCUUCUCUGCCUUUCAAGGGCUAAGCAUUUUAGUCAACUACAAAAAUAGGAGAAAGUUUUCUUUCUGUACUUUCUGGGUCUGUUAGUAAUUGGUCCCAUGGCUACCUUGUCACUCCUGUCCAGUUCUGUGAUGCCCAUGACACCAGGAAAGCUGGUUCCUUUGUCUGCUCUUUUCGGUGGAUGGCAGUUCUCAUUCCAGCAGUGGCCAGGGGUGUACAGCAGUGCUGCCCAUGUGUCUGACCAAUCUUUUUGAGGUCCCAUGUGUGUACCCUGAGUUCUGUUGGCAUGGCCUCUACAGGUGGUAUUUUCAGUCCCAUCUGGUUUCAUCAAACCAGCAAAACUAAUUAGUUCUGCCACAAUAUAAGCAGAUUACAUUUGUUCACUCUGUUUUAUUCCCUUAUGUGGGAAUAUUCUACCAGCCUCUUUCACAGUGUGCAAACAUUUUAUCAUUCUGAAUGGAGCCUCUCUACCUUUGGACCCAUUUAUCAUUCCAGUUGGGGAGAACUUAAUCUGCGCAGACCUCUUUGGACCACAACACAUCUGCCCCCUCUGCCUUCCUGCUCCAGCCCCACUUCCUGGAAGUAUCAACCUCUGACCAGCUGCCUGGAUAUUUUAUAUCUGCCUUCCUCCCCAAGCACAGUAUAGGAUUAAUUUGCUUCUUUUUCUUGGGACACUUUAAUUUGGAUCCUUUGCGUUUGGGGGAAGGCGAUGUGAAAGCUGUCAUUACAAUGGCAGGCUACAGUGAUGAGCAGGACAAGUGCUGCUUUUCAGACAUUGACCGAUCUCUUAAAUUUUAACAACUUGUGGGUUAUGUAGUGUCUAAUAAAAGGGAAAGUAAGAUGGAUAAUCACUUUCUCAUUUGUAUUCUAAAUUAGAGACUCAGUUUUCGUGGGACAUAUCUGUUAUGCCAUGUAAGAUCUCCCCCUACUUUUGGUUAAUUUUUAUUUUUAUAAAUACUUCCUUUCUCUGACUCCUCUUCUUCCUGCCUUUUGU